AAAUUGGAUUAAGAAAAUAAUAUUAUCAUAGUACUAAUAAAUAAACAAAAAUCAAGCAAAGGAUGGUUUGGUAAAUUUGGUUGAAGAAGAAGAAGAGAAAAGCGGUUAGUAGUGGGUCGUCUCUCACUUCUGUUCAACCUCCCUUGCCUGCAAAGUUGAGAACUUUGUGCAAAAGAAUCAAUAGACAGAAGAAACCACGCAAACCAACAAAAAAAGGGGAAGAAAACAGAGCAAAAACAGAGGACUCUGUUUCUGUUUCCUUCUCUUCUUUUGCUUCUUCUCAAAUUUGGAAUUCUUGGGAGUCAUUUUCUGCAACUGGUUCACUUUGAUUUUGCUCAAGCUUCCUUUUUUACAUAUGGGUUUUCUCUCCUGUCAUAUCUAGUGGUGGAGAAAUAGAAGGGAAUUGAGAUUUAAAGUUUCAAAAAUGUCUUUUAAAAGUAAAGGAGAGCAAUCCACUAGAAGUUUUGUAUCAAAGAAAUGGACUUUUCUUCUUUGCUUGGGCUGUUUCUGUGCUGGAAUGCUCCUUACCAAUAGGAUGGGGACCGAUCCUGAAUCUAAAGGUAUCAUGCGGACAACUGCAGUAGAAGCUGAAAACUUAAAACUUAUUUCAGAGGGUUGUAAUCUGAAAGCUAAAGAAGAAAAGCAUGUAUCUAAGGACAUCAUUGGAGAAGUUUUUAAGACUCACCAUGCUAUACAGACAUUGGGUAAAACUAUUUCCAACUUAGAGAUGGAAUUAGCUGCUGCAAGGGCAGCACAAGAAUCCUUACUCAGUGGUUCUCCAUUAACCACAGAAGUCAAUAGAGCUGAAUCAUCUAGGAAGAGAAAGUAUCUGAUGGUUAUAGGAAUUAAUACAGCUUUUAGCAGCAGGAAAAGACGAGACUCAGUUCGUGCUACAUGGAUACCACAAGGUGAAAAGAGGAAGAAAUUAGAGGAUGAAAAGGGCAUUAUCGCUCGCUUUGUUAUUGGACAUAGUGCCACUACAGGUGGUAUUUUGGACCGAGCAAUUGAAGCAGAGGAUAAGAAGCAUGGAGACUUCUUGAGGCUGGACCACGUUGAAGGGUACCUUGAAUUGUCUGCAAAAACUAAGAUAUAUUUUGCUACUGCUGUAGCUUUAUGGGAUGCAGAUUUUUAUGUCAAAGUUGAUGAUGAUGUCCAUGUAAAUAUAGCAACACUCGGAGAAACUCUAGUUAGACACCGAAAGAAACGACGUGUGUAUAUCGGGUGCAUGAAAUCUGGUCCCGUCCUCUCUCAAAAGGGAGUUAGAUACCAUGAACCUGAGCACUGGAAAUUUGGCGAGGCAGGAAACAAAUAUUUUCGGCAUGCUACUGGACAGUUGUAUGCCAUUUCAAAAGAUUUGGCCACAUAUAUAUCAAUAAAUCAGCAUGUUCUGCACAAGUAUGCUAAUGAGGAUGUUUCACUGGGAUCUUGGUUUAUUGGACUUGAUGUAGAUCAUAUCGAUGAUCGGAGACUAUGUUGUGGCACGCCACCUGAUUGUGAGUGGAAGGCCCAAGCUGGGAACAUCUGUGUUGCUUCCUUUGACUGGAGCUGCAGUGGAAUUUGCAGGUCUGCAGAUAGGAUUAAAGAGGUUCAUCGGCGGUGUGGGGAAGGUGAGAAUGCUUUGUGGAGUGCUACUUUCUAAUAGGCAGCUUCAUGUUCUUCCUAACUCAGGAGGAUGUUAAGCUAGGGUGACCCCAGCAGCAGGCAUGCAAAUCUUCUUCUGUGGUUUAAUGAGUAUAGAAAAUGUUACAUCACAGGAGAGAGAGAGAGAGAGAGAGAGAGUGAGAGCUUUGUAAUGGUGGCGUUAUGAUUUUUGUAGAAGGGAAGUGUAAGAAUAGCAGCCCAAAAAGGAAGCGGCUGUCACCAACCUCCCAUUCUUUCAGGCUUGAGGGCCAAUUUGUAAGUUAUAGUUCUAUAAACCUCGUAAUAAAUAGAAAAUAUUUUUGGUCCCAUUUUACGUCCUUAAUCAUCCAUUUAUGCAA
This is a messenger RNA of Durio zibethinus, 1979 nucleotides long. RefSeq names its product putative beta-1,3-galactosyltransferase 2. Lineage: Eukaryota; Viridiplantae; Streptophyta; Magnoliopsida; Malvales; Malvaceae. Gene Ontology annotation, cellular component: Golgi membrane. The record is from RefSeq and is a predicted model, not a curated record. Gene Ontology annotation, molecular function: galactosyltransferase activity.